Messenger RNA from Lindgomyces ingoldianus, 1137 nucleotides. RefSeq lists its product as uncharacterized. NCBI's taxonomy places the organism in Eukaryota, Fungi, Ascomycota, Dothideomycetes, Pleosporales, Lindgomycetaceae. The transcript is spliced from 3 exons. The annotation marks the transcript as partial. The record is from RefSeq and is a predicted model, not a curated record.
GGAGACCUCGCUGAUCUAGUUUCUCGGGCAGCAGCAGCGGAGCAAGCAAGAAUAGCGAGGCUACCGACGUUUGAACAAGAUGAUUGUGGCGAUGGUAGGAAUUUCCCGGAUAUUCCGUACGCAGAUGAGGAGCUGGUUGCACGGUCGCUGGCGAUGCCAGAGGAGGAAACGUAUCCGAGGCCGAGGUUUAGGGAGAACCCUGGGGAUUAUAUGACUUUGGGGCUGAGGAAGUUGGGUAUGGAGGAGUGGCUUAUUGUUGAUGAGACAUACCGCGAGUUCUACAAUGCGAAGAAGUAUUUGCUGGAGACAAAACAAGCGGAGGUUAUUAAAGUAUUGCCAGAGGCGGAGGAUGCUUGUAAAGAGUUGAUGCAGGAGGUUGUGGGCUUCUGGCUGGAUAAAUAUCCGAAGUACUACGAUGUUGUUAAAAGAGCGGGUGUCAGGAAGAUUAGGAAUAAGGUUGUAAAGGAGGAACUGAGGUUGGAUCCACCGUAUGACGUUCAUCUGUUGGAAAUGUGUGCGAGGCUUGCAAUGGAGGAUUUUAAUAUCUUGAGGAAGAGUGAGUUCAGUGGGAUGCAUUACCUGAUUGCGAGUGCCACUGCCUUUCCAGCAGGUUGGCGUCUCUCCUGCCGUAUCGGAAAAUCCAUUUUCAACCUCCACGGCCCGAUAAACGAGUGGAAAAGCAAGCUAUUACAGCCCGUCGAACAUUACUUCAGCCGCCUAACCUCAAAAACCUGUUUAGAGUGCUCCACUUUUUUCAUCCAAACCGACCCCGACUCUCGCCCCCUCGAAGAACUCCUCUUCAUCCAAGCAGGUAAAGACUUCUUCCCCGGAAACAUCUGGAACCUUCACCCACAAGACAUCAUCAUCCGCCGCGAACGACAGAUAUUCCGUCAGCUUCCUAAAUCUAACACGGUUGCCCUCACGGUCAAAACGUCGGUGCAGAGUUUGACGGACUUGCCAAAGGAGGGGCGGAAGAACCUUGUGAGGAGAUUAAGUCGUGGCCGGAGGGGAUUGCGGCGUUUAAGGGGAGAGAGCUUUGGGGUAGGGCGGUUGUUGGGUUUUGUGAGGGGAAGCGGGUGGCUGUGCUGGAGGAUGUGGACUUAGGGUCCGAGAUUGGGACGUUGACUAGGAUUGAGG